AUGGAGAUGUCGGGGUUCAAGACCGCGAGGCACGUGCCCGCGCUGUGGCUCUACGUCGUCACCUGCUUCACAUUCAUGUCGAUCCUCUUCGGCAUCAUCGCCAUCGCGCUGGGCGCCGCGGCGAUUAGGAGCACCCAUGACAACGAGGACCAGAUUGCGGUGACGGAGGAGCGACUGAAUGCCCUGGGCGGGGGGGACACCCAGCGGGAGGCGUCCGUGAAUGAGGGCCCAGUGGAGACGCUGAUUGCGCCCAAGCCGGGCAGGGCCUUCAACACCAGCAGGGCGCCCAGGAGCGGCCGGCGCCAGUUCAACAUGGCGGUCGUCGUGCACGGGCUGGACUCGGACACGUUCUGGUACUCGGUGCAGCAGGGCGUGCUGGACGCGGCGGAGCUGUUCGGGGUCCACUUCUUCUAUGACAAUCCACAGAACACUGAGGAGCAGGAUGGGCACCUGAAGAUGGCAGAGGACAUCAACAAAGCACGCAAGUCGCUCCGGGAUGGCCUUGCAGUGUCCAUCCCAGAUGAGAGCGUGCUUAGGUCCGCGAUUGCGAGGGCAGCCGAAGAGAUCCCUGUGUUGACCAUCAACUCCGGAGCGAAUUUCUCUGAGGAGCUUGGGGCCUUCACCCACAUUGGGCAGCUGGAAUUCGAGGCUGGCGUGAGGGCUGGGGAGCGCAUGAGAGACUUGGGCGUCACGAGCGCUAUCUGUGUGAGGCAUGAGGUCAGCUUGGCUCUUGAUGAGCGCUGCGAUGGCUUCCAGCUUGGGCUCAACGGCACUGUGCACAGAACCGACGCGCCAGCCGAAGAUUUAUCAACAAGCAUCCAGGACCAGGUGCGCUUGGCCCUGGAUGAAAACAGCGACGCCCAGGGCAUCCUGGCCCUUGGCCCGGCGGGCUUCGAACCUGCAAAGGCAGAGCUGGGCGACCGGGUGUGCUCUGGGGACAGCGCGCCAGAAAACUCCGACUGCAUCGAGUUCGGCACCUUCGAUGUGUCGCCAGGGAUCCUGAACUCGCUCGUCAAUGGUGAGGUCAACUUUGGAAUCGACCAGCAGGAAUACCUGCAGGGCUACCUGGCCAUCGCGUUCCUGUACUGGAAGGCAGCCUUUGGGGGAUCCAUCGGGUCAGGAGGAGUCGUGAUGUCAGGCCCCACUUUCGUAGACUCUGCUGAGCAGGCGCAGCUUCUCCUCGGCCGUAACUACACCACCAUGGACAGCCUCUCUGGCAAGAUCCUCACUUUCUUGGACAUCCGGUAUGUCGUGGAUGGCAAACCACAGGACAAAUUCUGGCAACGUGUCAAGCGGGGUGUGAAGUAUGUUGCAAACUUGUAUGGGACACCAGUGGAUUACAACGAGCCGGAGAACAGCUUCAGCAACCAGGAAGUCAUCAAUUUCAUGAGGGAUGAGAUCCAGAGGGCGAUCGACGACAAUGUGGAUGGGCUGGUGGUGUCGAUUCCUAGUGACAACGCAGUCCUGAGAACGCUGGUCGGUGAAGCGAUGACAAAAGGAAUCCCAGUCAUCUCGAUGGCCAGUGGGGUGGACCUGUUCGAGUCCUGGAACAUCCCUCUCCAUGUGGGCAUGGGUGAAGAGUUUGGUGGAAGGCAGGUGGGCAAGAGGCUGGCUGAGUCUGGGGUGAACAACGCCAUCUGCCUAAUUCACAACAACCCCGACGCUGCCCUGGAAGAGCGCUGUGCCGGGCUGCUGGCUGGUAUGCAAGAGGUCAUACCCACCGCCCAGGUGCAGCGUUUGAGGUCAAGGGAAACGUCAGGAGCGGGAGACAACCGAUUCCAGACUGGACAGGCGGGUCUGUCAGAUCGCAUGAGGGAUGCAGUCGUGGAGACGAUAGAGGCGGAUGAGAGCAUCAACGGUGUGGUUGCCCUGGGCCCCCCAGGCUCAGUGCCUGCUGUGGAGGCUGUCAAGCAGCUGGGAGCAGAGUGCGACGGGGUGAAGACGCCUGACAGCACACCAGCCAGAGGCGGCUGCAUCGUAGUGGCCACGUUCGAUGUAGAGUUCCCAGUCUUCAACUUCAUCGAGGAGCGUUCAGUCGAGUUUGCUGUGGACCCUGGUCCUUUCUUUCAGGGAGCCCUGCCAUUGAUGUUUAUGGCCCUCCAGAACCUGUGGAACAACAUGCCAGUCGGACUGGUCAACUCAGGGCCCACCUUUGUGGACGUUGAAAACGUUGGCGGCUUCGAGGUCUUUGCAUGA
This is a messenger RNA of Ostreobium quekettii, 2196 nucleotides long. NCBI's taxonomy places the organism in Eukaryota, Viridiplantae, Chlorophyta, Ulvophyceae, Bryopsidales, Ostreobiaceae. The record is from the annotation of a GenBank genome assembly.